AUGAUCUCAACUUUAUGGUCAAUUUUAAAAGUGGUAAUUAUUAUAAUGGCAACAAACAUAAAACUGAAUAAAUCAAAUAUGUAUGUAGGCACGGUGUUGCCGCCUAAAAUCUCCUAUUUUUUGAAAAUGAUUGUGAAUUGGUCCUGGCAAUUGGACGAGGUUUCGUUUGUGCUUGCAAUGAAAUUAAUCCAACUAGGUUUUGAAAUUAUCCUAGCACCAGGAAUCGCUCGAAAUAAAAAGUUUUCAGAGUUUGAUAAAUUAGCUCUAGGACCUACUUUCAAUUCAAUUCCUCGUCAGCUCCAGACAAAGUUAUUGAGUUCUGGGUCAGCCUCAACGCUGCAAUGUGACAUUAAUGUCCGGAGAUCAGACCGCCAUGUUGUUAAGACGUUAUGCAGUUAUCAAAAAACACUCACUUUUCCUAACAAUGCGGCUGCCCAUAUUUGA
Echinococcus granulosus is the source of this 444-nucleotide messenger RNA. RefSeq lists its product as hypothetical. The coding region runs from base 1 to 444 and encodes 147 amino acids. The record is from RefSeq and is a predicted model, not a curated record. The transcript is spliced from 6 exons. Lineage: Eukaryota; Metazoa; Platyhelminthes; Cestoda; Cyclophyllidea; Taeniidae.